AUGGGCAACAAGCAGACUGUGUUCACUCACGAGCAGCUGGAGGAAUACCAGGACUGUACUUUCUUCACGAGGAAGGAGAUCAUGAGACUCUUCUAUCGCUACCAGGACCUGGCUCCCCAGCUGGUACCCCUAGACUAUACCACUUGUCCUGAGGUGAAGGUUCCCUAUGAGCUGAUUGGCAGCAUGCCAGAGCUGAAGGACAACCCUUUCCGCCAGAGGAUUGCACAGGUCUUCUCUCAAGAUGGGGAUGGUCACAUGACCUUAGAGAACUUUCUCGAUAUGUUCUCAGUGAUGAGUGAGAUGGCUCCCCGGGACCUGAAGGCCUACUACGCCUUUAAGAUUUAUGACUUCAACAAUGAUGACUACAUUUGCGCGUGGGACCUGGAGCAGACGGUGACCAGGCUCACCCGUGGGGAGCUGAGUGCUGAGGAGGUGACCCUGGUCUGUGAGAAGGUGCUGGAUGAAGCAGACAGCGACCAUGAUGGGCGGCUGUCCCUGGAGGACUUCCAAAACAUGAUCCUGCGGGCACCAGACUUCCUCAGCACCUUCCACAUCCGCAUCUGACAGCACCCGGAGGACACAGCUGAUCUUUCCCCAUCUCCACCCGACUCUCUGAAUAAACAGGAAUCAAAC
Molecule: messenger RNA, 633 nt
Organism: Microtus oregoni (creeping vole)
Lineage: Eukaryota; Metazoa; Chordata; Mammalia; Rodentia; Cricetidae
Gene: Cib3
Product: calcium and integrin binding family member 3
Exons: 6
Coding region: 1-564 (187 amino acids)
Molecular function (GO): calcium ion binding
Source: RefSeq, a predicted model, not a curated record